AUUCUUGGUUUUCACCCACGUGACCAACAUCUUGACGACGGUUGCUAAGCCGCCAUAUUGGUGUACCACGCUGGUAUCGGCCAUGAUAGUUUAUCGUAAUGGUUCUCUGUUUGUUCGUGGAUUGCAACGCUAAAAGUGGACGAGAUAAAGGUAUUUCUUUCUUUAGAGUACCGACAGUAAUUAAAAACCAAGGAGAAGAAGCCGAGGAGUUAUCAAUUGAACGCAGAACGAAAUGGAUUUCCGCUAUGAGUCGGGCAGACUUGACCGAAACUGUUGUGCUGAACAACCGUGUUUGUAGUCGCCAUUUUGUUUCUGGGAGUCCAGCAGCAAGUUGGGACCGAUAUAAUGUGGAUUGGGUGCCUACUCUACACCUUGGAAAGCCUCAAGUCAAAGUGAACGCUAAAGAUGAUGCUGAAACAGUGCUUGCUCGAUCGGAAAGAGCAAGAUCUUGCAGGAAGAAACGAAUCGAGCUAGCCGAGCAAGAAAUGGCCAAGAAAAGGCUUUGUUUACAAGAGAAAGGCGAGACUGUUCGAAGCAUUAUUUUUACUGGUCCAGAAAGUAAGAAUAAUGAUUUGUCAUGUUUUGUAACUGAUAAUAUUACGAGUGAAACCCAGACUGACAUGCAAACAAAUGACA
This is a messenger RNA of Actinia tenebrosa (Australian red waratah sea anemone), 636 nucleotides long. RefSeq lists its product as uncharacterized. The record is from RefSeq and is a predicted model, not a curated record. NCBI's taxonomy places the organism in Eukaryota, Metazoa, Cnidaria, Anthozoa, Actiniaria, Actiniidae.